Molecule: messenger RNA, 1098 nt
Organism: Gossypium arboreum
Lineage: Eukaryota; Viridiplantae; Streptophyta; Magnoliopsida; Malvales; Malvaceae
Product: 50S ribosomal protein L9, chloroplastic
Exons: 7
Coding region: 120-704 (194 amino acids)
Biological process (GO): translation
Cellular component (GO): mitochondrion; ribosome
Molecular function (GO): structural constituent of ribosome
Source: RefSeq, a predicted model, not a curated record
ACAUAAUACACAAAACGGUUGCUAAGAGUGCCGUCCGAUAACAGAUAAGAUUUCAAAAGGGAGGGACAGAACAGAGGUAAAAGAGACUCUGAGGAUUUUUUUCUUCUAAGGGAGUGGCAAUGGCAACCGCUACAGUUACAGCAGCAUCUACACUCUCAUGGCUUCACAGCUUCGGAGGAACCCCAAACGAGACAACAAAAGUAGCAGACAAAAACAGGGUUUUCGUGGUUUUCGCCCAGAAGAAAGCUAAAAAGACUCGAAAGAUAAUACUGAAGGAGGAUGUGGAAUACCUGGGGAAAAAGGGGCAGCUUUUGGAUGUGAAAGCUGGGUAUUUCAGGAAUUAUCUUUUGCCUACGGGAAAAGCCCAGAUCAUCACUUCUUCUUUGCUUAAGGAAAUGAAAAUGGAGGAGGAAAGAAUUGAAGCGGAGAAGCAACGGGUGAAAGAAGGGGCACAGCAACUCGCUCUAAUAUUCGAAACAGUUGGAGCUUUUAAGGUGAAGAGAAAAGGUGGAAAAGGAAAGCAAAUUUUUGGAAGUGUUACUGCUCAAGAUCUUGUAGACAUUAUCAAGGCACAACUUCAAAGGGAUGUGGACAAAAGAAUUGUUUUUCUUCCAGAGAUCAGGGAAACAGGAGAAUAUGUAGCAGAGCUGAAGCUCCACCCUGAAGUUACUGCCCGAGUCCGAAUUAAUGUUUAUGCUAACUGAGUACAACUUCCUCUCCAAAUGUGCACAGCUUUGCCAGCCAUUUGCAUCAGUCUAAGCUAUGUGAGCAUCUAAAUCCGAGGAGGAUACCUGUACCUAACACUCAUACACAAAAAGCCUGAGUAACAGGAGGUAGAAGAUACAGGGAAACUUCAGCUUGCUGCCUGUUUAGGACUGUGGCAACGUUCAAUUUUUUUUUUUUUGUAGAACAUGUAUUUAGCUUUAUUUGUAUUUCCAGUUCUUCAUUAUUCUCUUUUAGAACGUAAUGAGACGUUGAAAAGUAUGAUUAGAUUGCUUAAUUUUAUCUGAAACAUCUAUUCUCUAUGGGCUCUACUGUGUUUUAUAUUCUAAACUUGCUAUCCUAUAAGAACGGUCUGGAUUUUGGGCUUCUCUUAAA